CAAUCAGAGAUAGGGAUCUGUUACUAAGGUGUAGCGUCCUCGAGGGAGAUGGAAACAUGGCGGCCUCCAGGCCUGGAUCUUACUGUGGGGAGGUGAAAGCGCUGCGUCGGGACGGUUAUGGAGUUUACGUUUACCCUAAUUCUUUCUUCCAGUAUGAAGGAGAGUGGAAGCAAGGGAGAAAACACGGUCACGGGAAACUGCUGUUUAAAGAUGGAAGUUAUUAUGAAGGCGAGUUCGUAGAUGGAGAAAUUAAGGGCAAUGGACUCAGAUACUGGGCAUCUACAGGGAAUACUUAUUCUGGCCAGUUCCUCUUUGGAGAGCUGCACGGGCAUGGAGUCAUUCGCUAUGCAGAUGGUGGAAAAUAUGAAGGGGAGUUCUCCUAUGGAAUGCGAGAAGGCCACGGGUUACUGAUUGACAAGGAUGGACAAAUAUAUCAAGGAAGCUUCCAUAGCAACAAAAAACAUGGAGGAGGGAAAAUGAUCUUCAAAAAUGGGGAUGAAUUUGAAGGAGACUGGAUCCUGGACCAGAGACAAGGUCACGGAGUGCUUCACUGUGCCAAUGGAACUGUAUACGAGGGACAGUGGAGAAAUGACACAUUCAACGGACAGGGCUCUAUAAUCCAUUGUUCAGGUGUCAUCUAUGAUGGACUGUGGCUCAAUGGCUACCCUGUUGGACAAGCAAAGAAGAUUGUGAUUAUGGGACCAGAGGUUAUUGAGAUAGUGCAAGGGUCUUCCCAUACAUUUCAAGUCCAGCUGGAAAACGAGAAAGGAGAGGUUUGUGAAAGUGAGAGUGGUCGACUGCUGGAGAUCAGUGCUGGUAUCCAAGCAGGCCAGCUUUCUGAAAGUUUAAAAACCAAUUCAUAUGAGUUCCUUGAGCAAACUGGGAGGCAGCCAAUCAAAAGCUCUUUCGGAUUUGAGUAUAUUCCGUAUCCUUUGAUGAUUGUCACGUCUGGAAGCCAGAAACCGCAAGCUGCCCUGCCUGCUGUUGGUGGAAAUCAACUUGCCCUGCUUGAACUGCUAAUACCCCCAAGUGCCUUAGAACCAGAAUCUGGAUCAAAACCUCUGGGUGGUGCAGGAGAUGCCCUUAGCAACCACUACGAAAAUGAAAGUGGCUGUUUCCGAAGAGUUGAGCGCGGCUGUGCCAUCUUCAGUAGCAUCACCCUUGCACCUCUUCCAGGAGAUCCUCAACCUGCUGUGCAGUCAGAUGAGCCAAAUGAAAAAGGGGGCAAAAAGGCAAGUGUCAAGACCAUUGCAGAGAAAAUGACUGCUUCCCAGGAGACGGUUGGAGAUAGCAGCCAGAAAGGAGUCAGUCAACAUCGACUAUCAAAGGACAUUAUGAAUAGCCCCAACCUGCAAGCUGUAGGUGAUUGAGGUAUUUACAUCUUUCCCUGGAAGUCAUCACACAGGUGGAGUUACUGCAAUCAGUGAAAGAGCAGAUGAGGGAGAGAAACUCAACUGACACCAGGCGGGACUUGUUCUGGCUAUUGUGUUUCAGUCCAGUUUAUCUCAGUAAUUCAUGGAGGCUUGGGAUGCAGUGGAGGUGGGAUGAAAAGAGGAGGAAUGUCAAUGGCAACCGCAGAGUAGAGUGGGGUGGCAUUCUAUCCUUCCUCCCCUUAGUUACAUUUAAGAGGUAGCUGCCCAGAGCGGCUGGGGCAACUCCGUCAGGUGGGCAGAGUAAAAAUAAUAAAUUUAUUUAAUUAUUAUAGUUGAGGGGUUUUUAUUCUUGUUCUGGCACACUAGAAAAAGAGACAUAGCUCUCUUGAGCUUUGUCAGCUUGGUGAGUUGUUGUUGUUUCCCCCCACCCUUGGGUUGUAUUGUGGCUUCAAAGCAUUGCUGGUGUGUUUGUGUUCUUAUUUAAAAUGAGCCUUGCGAUUCUCCGUAGCAUUUCCUGGAGUGGAGGUUUCCAUGGAGACUAUACUCCAGGAAAUGCCUUGGUUUGCAUUUUCAAAGAACCCUUGUCGCUCCCCAGCCUUGCCGGGCAGAUGUUUGUGUUCUUAAGAAAGAGUUUUGGAGUUGUGAUUUUCCGUACUGGGUUUCCCUGGAGUCUAAACUAGUGUGCAAAACUAGCAACUACAGUCAAAGCCCACCUGCAUAACUCUACAAUAUCCUGUACCUGUCUGUCUUUGAAACAGAUACAUUCUGAUGCUAGUUAAACAUUGAAGAGCUGGCUUUCCUCCUUGCCACGGGCAUGUGAAGAGGUGUGUGUGCGUUGCAACCAUGUAGAACACAAAGACCCCAAUUGUUUAUUUCAGGAAGCAUUCUAACAGAACAUAGAUGUGUCGGAAGCUGCCUUAUAUUGAGUCAGACCAUUGUCCGUCUGGGUCCCCAUUUUCUACACUGACUGGCCAUGGCUUGCCAGGAUUUCAAUCAGGGUACAAUUCUUAGCCCUAUGUGGAUAUGCCAGGAACCUUUUGCAUACAAAACAGAUGCUCUACUGAACUAUGGUUCCAUUUACUUUGCUGUAAAUGAUCCUGGGGAAGAGAUUCAUACGUGUGGUACAAAACUAUUCAUCAGAAUGGAAAUGACAUCAAAUACUGUCUGGCACAGCUCCUGGUACCCCAGAUUUCUCCAGUUAUUAAGAAAAUUAUGAAUCAGUUUAUCUAGCAGGAUAUACUUUUAGCCACAGAGAACUGUGUUAUUUUUCCAGAAAUAUUGGUAUCAUUCUAAUGUGUAAGAAAGGAGAUGUUUGAGUGCUCAAAUUGGGAGAAAUGCCCCUUCUCAAAUGACAAACUGUUUCCAAUAAACCUAUGCCAAUUCA
Messenger RNA from Podarcis muralis (Common wall lizard), 2757 nucleotides. NCBI's taxonomy places the organism in Eukaryota, Metazoa, Chordata, Lepidosauria, Squamata, Lacertidae. The record is from RefSeq and is a predicted model, not a curated record.